AGCCUCGGAACAUCUAGGAAAGUACACGAGUCAAUUCUAUCGGUGAGGUUGACCGCGAAGUCCGAUUAAUAUGUCGUCCGGAGAGCAGAUGAGCCUCCGUGGCACCCUCAGGGGUCACGAUGGAUGGGUUACCCAGAUUGCUACCAACCCGAAGUUUCCCCACAUGAUCCUGUCAGCAUCCCGCGAUAAGACCUUGAUCAUGUGGAAGAUCCUCCGCGACGAGACCAACUACGGGAUCCCUCAAAAGCGAUUGCACGGACACAGCCACUUCGUCACUGACGUGGUCAUGUCAAGCGAUGGACAUUUCGCAUUGUCUGGAUCUUGGGAUACUACCCUGCGAUUGUGGGAUCUCACUAGUGGUCGAACGGCCCGGAGAUUCGAAUCCCACACCAAGGACGUGUUGAGCGUCGCCUUUUCGGCUGACAACCGUCAGAUUGUGUCUGGUUCCCGAGACAAGACGAUCAAGUUGUGGAACACACUAGCGCAAUGUAAAUACACCAUUCAGGAGGAAGGCCACUCGAGCUGGGUGUCCUGUGUUCGCUUUUCGCCGAACAACCAAAAUCCGAUCAUCGUCUCCGCCGGCUGGGAUAAACUCGUCAAGGUGUGGAACUUGACCAACUGCAAGCUCAAGACGAACCAUGUGGGACAUCAAGGAUACUUGAACACGGUAACUGUCUCUCCGGAUGGUUCUCUGUGCGCGUCCGGCGGCAAGGACGCCAAGGCGAUGCUUUGGGACCUGAACGAUGAGAAGAAACUGUACACGUUGGAUCAUUCGAAUAUCAUCAACGCGUUGUGCUUCUCGCCAAACCGUUAUUGGCUCUGCGUUGCAACUGGCCCUACGAUUCGUAUCUGGGAUUUGGAAGCGAAGCAAGUUGUCGACACCCUUACACCCGAAGUUGUGUCGCGGUCGUGGAAGGAGAAGUUGCAGUGCCUCUCAAUGGCGUGGUCGUCGGAUGGCCAAACUCUUUUCGCUGGGUACUCUGACAACUUGAUCAGAGUGUGGCAGGUGUCCAUCGCCGCCCGCUGAUUGAUAAUUGAAAAAAUGAGAAUGUGGAAAGUUUGAAAAUGCAGUGCGCAUGGAACUGCCGAAGAA
Molecule: messenger RNA, 1093 nt
Organism: Notodromas monacha
Lineage: Eukaryota; Metazoa; Arthropoda; Ostracoda; Podocopida; Cyprididae
Source: the annotation of a GenBank genome assembly